Molecule: messenger RNA, 1170 nt
Organism: Acanthosepion pharaonis
Lineage: Eukaryota; Metazoa; Mollusca; Cephalopoda; Sepiida; Sepiidae
Source: the annotation of a GenBank genome assembly
AUGGUCAACCGGUUGUGGACUGUCUUUCCGCUGCUAGUAAUAAUGGCAGCGGUGGCCAUGUUGACAGUGGUUGGUGGAGCAUUUGUGACCACUGGCGGUAACAUGGCCGGAAAAGUGAACAGUCCAAAGUGCACGAGGCAGGAGAUCAUGUCCUGUGUUUUUCCCGUGUGGAAAACACUGAAGAUAAAAUAUGAUCUUUUUCGAAGCACUUCCCGGCUGGAAUUUACCGAGUCGGACUUCGGCAAUGUGUGCGCCACUCUCCUUUCUCGAAUCUACCCAUGCAUGCAAAAACUGGACUCGACCUGUGACGGCUACACCCUGCACGCACUUCGCACUCUGAAUAAUACAUUUAAGUACAUGUGUAAUUUAGGUUGGGGAGAGUUCCAGGAGUUCCGGGGCUGUUACACUAAUACCACUGACCCGAUCGUACGGAACAAGGUACGUCAGUGUUACCAGAAAUCAGGGCUAGCUCAUCGCGACUUUUUCGAUUCAGAAAAGGACAUGUACCAAGCCUACCAAACCGACUGGUGGUACCGAAACAGAAGAGAAGAAUUCUACCAGGAGCACGUCGACCAAGACCACUCAAGAUCUCAGCGACCACCUCACAACAACGACGACAACUACGACAACCGCGAUUACGGACAUCGACAGCAGACCGAAGAACGCCCUUACCCAGGACACUACAACUACUAUUAUUUCCAGCAUCCAGCAUUCAGGGUUCUACCUUUCGGCUAUCCUCCGCAAUUUGAUGAAUUCGGACGUUACAAUAUUCACCCUGAGGAUCUCUACAACUACCGGGACCUGUACCACAGGAAUUUCUACGACUUCGGCCAUAUGUAUCCCUUUCCAUACGGGUACCCGUACGGGCCAUACUUGCCCCCGCACGGUCAGUUUUAUCACCAUCCGUAUCCAUGGAACCACCCGGCUUACAUCAUAUUCUACCACCAGCCUCGCUUCAGCGCUCAGGCGAGUCCCUGGAAUAAAGACCAUGACGGAAGGGGUUGUACUAAUACUGUUCAUCACGUUGAUGGUAAAGAUGAAGGCGACUAUGGCAGAGGAGACCAUGCUAAUGACGACGUGUACCUUCUAUCUAUCUAUCUAUCUAUCUAUCUAUCUAUCUAUCUAUCUAUCUCUCUCUCUCUCUCUAUAUAUAUAUAUAUAUAUAUAUAG